Klebsormidium nitens is the source of this 431-nucleotide messenger RNA. Lineage: Eukaryota; Viridiplantae; Streptophyta; Klebsormidiophyceae; Klebsormidiales; Klebsormidiaceae. The record is from the annotation of a GenBank genome assembly.
AUGGUGGCUCAGACCGAGACGGGCGACAGAGUGCGGGCAUUCUUCCGUGCGAUCCGAGACGCCUACGUCGAGCUGACGCAGCAAACGCAACCUGUCACGAACAGGGAGCAAGCAUACCUCGUGACAUACGACGCGAAAAAGUGCCUAUACGUUGGAGUGAUCCAGCAACAGCCUCGACGCAUUUGCAAAUUCGGACACACGGCGAAUCUCAAGGAGCGAAACAACGCGCACAAGCGGACGUUCAAGCCCCCAUACUUCUUCGAGCUGCUUCACGUAGUGGAGGUAGACGAUGCGAAGAAGGCGGAGGACAUCUUCAGAAACACCCCCGACAUCAAGAACAACAACUACCAGGUGAAGAUAGGGAACAGCGUCCAGCAGGAGACGUUCUUGAUGCCCGAGACUCUCACGGACGCGACGGUGUGCAGGGGCGG